AUGGAUCAUCAACUACGCGAACCUCUUCCCGUACCUCUUCCCAUUGUGUACAGCAACAAAACCGUCUUCCGACACUCCUUCUUAAAAUGGGUCAUCGACGAAGCCUUCAGUGGCAACCCCAGCUCCUUCAACGUGAUCAUUGAAGAGCCAAGCGAAGAUUGGUUGACGGACAAUUUCAUAGACGAGUUUGUCAGUGGUUGUCAAAUUGUAUGCAUCGACAAGCCUAAGCUAUACGAUAUAGCUGCUGAGCACUGGGACAACGACAUUUCGGUCCCUUUCGACUAUCGCAGAAAAAAGCUGUUUCACGACUUCUUCGGGCCUUCUGACACACCUGGCCCAGCGGUCAUAAUUCUUGCUUAUCGCUGGAUCUCAAACUUUGACUGUCCUUGGUACGAUCAGCAGGGUUACGCUAUCGAGUCUAUCAGCAAUUAA
Fusarium pseudograminearum CS3096 is the source of this 432-nucleotide messenger RNA. RefSeq lists its product as uncharacterized. Bases 1 to 432 code for a protein of 143 amino acids. The record is from RefSeq and is a predicted model, not a curated record. NCBI's taxonomy places the organism in Eukaryota, Fungi, Ascomycota, Sordariomycetes, Hypocreales, Nectriaceae. The transcript has a single exon.